This is a messenger RNA of Mirounga angustirostris (Northern elephant seal), 2065 nucleotides long. Its product is annotated as large ribosomal subunit protein uL11-like. Gene Ontology annotation, cellular component: ribosome; cytosolic large ribosomal subunit. Bases 1253 to 1699 code for a protein of 148 amino acids. Gene Ontology annotation, biological process: translation. Lineage: Eukaryota; Metazoa; Chordata; Mammalia; Carnivora; Phocidae. The transcript has a single exon. Gene Ontology annotation, molecular function: structural constituent of ribosome; large ribosomal subunit rRNA binding. The record is from RefSeq and is a predicted model, not a curated record.
CAAACUCACAACCCCAAGAUCAAGAGUCUCAUCUCUACUGACUGAGGCAGACAGGCAUCCCCAAAUAAUACUUUUUAAAAAUUGCAUCUUUAUUUAAUUACAUUCUAGUCAUGAGAAUAUACUGUAGUCACUCUGUUUGAACAUCUUUUUCUGAUUUAAUUUGAGAGAUAUCCUGUCCCCUAAACUAUAAGUACAAAUGUCUCUUAGAAUGGGUGACUUCUGAAAAUAGCUGAUUUCAUCCCAUGUGUGUGUUACUAGUUUCACAGAGUAUCUGUAUCUCUUCUUUUUUUUUUUUUUAAGAUUUUAUUUUAUUUAUUUGUCAGAGAGAGAGAGAGAGAACGCACAAGCAGGGCGAGCAGCAGGCAGAGGGAGAAGCAGGCUCCCCGGUGAGCAAGGACUGGAUCCCAGGACCCCGGGAUCAUGACCCGAGCCUAAGGCAGAUGCUCAACCAACUGAGCCACCCAGGCAUCCCGAGUAUCUGUAUCUCUUAAGUUCUAGGAACACAUUACUAUUGCUUCCUGUGCAGAGAUUCUGAUGUCAACCAUGACAAUGAAAUAACGAAUUCUUACAAUAGGCUCUUUUGUUGUUCAUUGGUGUUGACCCAAAGACUUUACUAGCUUUUUGGGUUUUUUAAUCUCAGGACACAUUUCACAAACUCUGUACUUUGUCGGGUGGAACCAGGUAGAGUUGAGCAUGUCCCCAAAGCAACAGUGAUGAGGGAGAAAUCAGAAAGCGGAAUAAUUUGCCAUGCUUCUGAUGAAUUUUCUAUUCCUUGUGCUUUUACCCCCACAUGACCCUAAAUUAUGCCCCUAGAUUAACCUACAAAAGUAUACUACUAUUAGACAUGAAUAGUAGUGAAUAAUAAUGGUUAUGCAUAACCAUUAAUUAUGAGACCACCAAGAUGCUAAAAUUAUUGGUUUGAUCAAAGUUAUUGGUGUUACACUAACCUAUUGCCAGUGAGGGAGAACAAGGCAAGAGUCACAGUCUAUUCCUCUUCUUCUGAAAAAAAGCAGCACAAACACCAAGGAGUUGCCAGGUAUUACUGUCGACACUUUGCAGAGUUGGACAGACAGUAUAAGACAAACCAGAGAAGGCUUGUGCUUCCAACUGAUGAAGUCAAUCUAAAAAUUGUUACAGAAUUUUUUUCAAGAACAAUACAUAUAGCUUUUGGCUUUCGACUCGGAGGAAGCAAAGGUGCAACUGUCUUCGGUCGUCCCGAAUCCGGGUUCAUCCGACACCAGCCACCUCGGCCAUGCCGCCUAAGUUCGACCCCAGCGAGAUCAAAGUCGUGUACCUGAGGUGCACCACUGGCGAAGUCGGUGCCACGUCUGCCCUGGCCCCGAAGAUCGGCCCGCUGGGUCUGUCUCCAAAAAAGGUUGGUGAUGACAUCGCCACGGCAACCGGUGAUUGGAAGGGUCUCAGGAUUACGGUGAAACUGACCAUUCAGAACAGACAGGCCGAGAUUGAAGUGGUACCUUCUGCCUCUGCCCUGAUUAUCAAAGCCCUCAAGGAACGACCAAGAGACAGAAAGAAGCAGAAAAACAUUAAGCACAGCGGAAAUAUUACUUUUGAUGAUAUUGUCAAUAUUGCCCGACAGAUGCGACACCGAUCUUUAGCCAGAGAACUCUCUCGAACCAUUAAAGAGAUCCUGGGGACUACCCAGUCAGCGACUGUAAUGUUGAUAGCCUGGCGACUGUAAUGUUGAUGGUCACCACCCUCAUACAUCAUAGAUGACAUCAACCGUGGCGUAGUGGAAUGCCCAGCUAGUUAACUACAGAGGAAAAUAUUUCAAUAAAGGAUCAUUUGACAACCAAAAAAAAAAAACAUAUAUCCAUACACAAGAAAGAAAAAGGGACUGAGGAAAGUGCUUUGAUUUGCUUUUAUAGCAGUAGGACUGGUUUGGGUGGCUCUAUCCACCCUGCCUUCCAGAAGAUAAGGGUAUGUUCUAUGGCUAUAAUAUGAGCCUUUCUUUAUGUAAAAUUUAAUGACACCCUGGCCUCAUUAUUUCCAGGCACUUCCAAUUCUUAUAUCUGGAAAAUUAAAAGUGUCUUUAAUGAAUGAUAUG